AUCACAAGAAAUACAUGAUACAUAUAAUUAUUUGUUUAGAAUUAAUUAAUUAUAUAAUUAUCAAAAAUGCAGUGCAUAGCUUUUCACCAAUUUGCUUCAUCAUCAUCCCUCCCUAUUUGGAGUAGUAUUGAUAAUCGUUUUACACCAAAAACUUCUAUUACUUCUAUUUCAAAACCAAAACCAAAACUAAAAUCAAAAUCAAACUUGAAAUCGAGAUCGAGAUCAAGUACUUGCUACUCCAUACAAUGUACUGUGGUCGAUAACCCUAGUUCUACGAUUACUAAUAAUAGUGAUCGAAGAUCAGCCAACUAUGGACCUCCCAUUUGGUCUUUUGAUUUUGUUCAAUCUCUUCCAAUCCAAUAUAAGGGUGAAUCUUAUACAAGUCGAUUAAAUAAGUUGGAGAAAGAUGUGAAAAGGAUGCUAAUUGGAGUGGAAAACUCUUUAGCCCAACUUGAACUAAUUGAUACAAUACAAAGACUUGGAAUAUCUUAUCGUUUUGAAAAUGAAAUCAUUUCUAUUUUGAAAGAAAAAUUCACCAAUAAUAAUGACAACCCUAAUCCUAAUUAUGAUUUAUAUGCUACUGCUCUCCAAUUUAGGCUUCUACGCCAAUAUGGAUUUGAAGUACCUCAAGAAAUUUUCAAUAAUUUUAAAAAUCACAAGACAGGAGAGUUCAAGGCAAAUAUAAGUAAUGAUAUUAUGGGAGCAUUGGGCUUAUAUGAAGCUUCAUUCCAUGGGAAAAAGGGUGAAAGUAUUUUGGAAGAAGCAAGAAUUUUCACAACAAAAUGUCUCAAAAAAUACAAAUUAAUGUCAAGUAGUAAUAAUAAUAAUAAUAACAAUAAUAAUAAUAUGACAUUAAUAUCAUUAUUAGUGAAUCAUGCUUUGGAGAUGCCACUUCAAUGGAGAAUCACAAGAUCAGAAGCUAAAUGGUUUAUUGAAGAAAUAUAUGAAAGAAAACAAGACAUGAAUCCAACUUUACUUGAGUUUGCCAAAUUGGAUUUCAAUAUGGUGCAAUCAACAUAUCAAGAGGAGCUCAAAGUACUCUCUAGGUGGUGGAAGGAUUCUAAACUUGGAGAGAAAUUGCCUUUCGUUAGAGAUAGAUUGGUGGAGUGUUUCUUAUGGCAAGUUGGAGUAAGAUUUGAGCCACAAUUCAGUUACUUUAGAAUAAUGGAUACAAAACUCUAUGUUCUAUUAACAAUAAUUGAUGAUAUGCAUGACAUUUAUGGAACAUUGGAGGAACUACAACUUUUCACUAAUGCUCUUCAAAGAUGGGAUUUGAAAGAAUUAGAUAAGUUACCAGAUUAUAUGAAGACAGCUUUCUACUUUACAUACAAUUUCACAAAUGAAUUGGCAUUUGAUGUAUUACAAGAACAUGGUUUUGUUCACAUUGAAUACUUCAAGAAACUGAUGGUAGAGUUGUGUAAACAUCAUUUGCAAGAGGCAAAAUGGUUUUAUAGUGGAUACAAACCAACAUUGCAAGAAUAUGUUGAGAAUGGAUGGUUGUCUGUGGGAGGACAAGUUAUUCUUAUGCAUGCAUAUUUCGCUUUUACAAAUCCUGUUACCAAAGAGGCAUUGGAAUGUCUAAAAGACGGUCAUCCUAACAUAGUUCGCCAUGCAUCGAUAAUAUUACGACUUGCAGAUGAUCUAGGAACAUUGUCGGAUGAAAUGAAAAGAGGCGAUGUUCCUAAAUCAAUUCAAUGUUAUAUGCACGAUACUGGUGCUUCUGAAGAUGAAGCUCGUGAGCACAUAAAAUAUUUAAUAAGUGAAUCAUGGAAGGAGAUGAAUAAUGAAGAUGGAAAUAUUAACUCUUUUUUCUCAAAUGAAUUUGUUCAAGUUUGCCAAAAUCUUAGUAGAGCGUCACAAUUCAUAUACCAGUAUGGCGAUGGACAUGCUUCUCAGAAUAAUCUAUCGAAAGAGCGCGUUUUAGGGUUGAUUAUUACUCCUAUCCCCAUGUAAACUAUGAUUACAUGUUUGUUUUUCUAAUCAUAGCUAGCCCUCUUUUGUUUUCAAUAAAAGGCUAGCUAUAAGAUUACAAAUGGUACCCAAUGCAAAUUAUAUAAUUACAAAGCAUUUUCUUCUCUAA
Cannabis sativa is the source of this 2080-nucleotide messenger RNA. RefSeq names its product (-)-limonene synthase, chloroplastic-like. The record is from RefSeq and is marked validated. Gene Ontology annotation, biological process: diterpenoid biosynthetic process. Gene Ontology annotation, molecular function: terpene synthase activity; magnesium ion binding. NCBI's taxonomy places the organism in Eukaryota, Viridiplantae, Streptophyta, Magnoliopsida, Rosales, Cannabaceae.